Molecule: messenger RNA, 2082 nt
Organism: Striga hermonthica
Lineage: Eukaryota; Viridiplantae; Streptophyta; Magnoliopsida; Lamiales; Orobanchaceae
Source: the annotation of a GenBank genome assembly
AUGGCUUCUUUUUGCUUUGGAAAAUCUUGCAUUAUGGUUUGUUAUGUGGUUCUAAUGGCGAUUCUAGUCGAUGGGGCUAAUGCAAAAUGUGCUUUCGAGGCCAUGUUUGCGUUCGGGGACUCGAAUUCCGACACGGGAGGCUUUUUCGCAGCUUUUCCUUCUCAGCCGCCUCCUUACGGCAUGACCUAUUUCAACAAGCCCACCGGUCGAGCCUCCGAUGGAAGGAACUUUGUCGAUUUUCUCGCUCAAUCUCUUGGGCUGCCCUUCAUAAGCCCAUAUCUUCAGUCAAUUGGGUCUGACUUCAGGCAUGGGGCCAACUUCGCCACAGCAGGAUCCACCGUGCUCCAGCCUCAGACAUCCUUAUUUGUCAACGGUGUCAGCCCUUUCUACUUGCAAGUCCAGGUCAACCAAUUGAGGCAGUUCAAGGCAAAAGUUGAGGAAUAUUCCCAAUAUCAAGGACAAACGAACCUUCCUCCACCAGAUGUGUUUGGGAAAGCACUUUACACAAUCUACAUUGGCCAGAACGACAUAACGGGCUAUGCCGGCUCAGGAGGUCCCGGAGGAAUCAAGCAAGUUCAAUCUCAGCUCGUUUCUCAAACAAUUAGCGCCAUUAAGGAAUUGUAUAGUAUGGGAGCUCGCUCGUUUGUAGUGCUCAACAUCGGCCCGGUUGGUUGUUACCCGUCUUUCCUUGUGCAAUUCCCUCACCAAAGCUCUGAUUUCGACGCAUCCGGUUGCUUGGCUUCUUACAACAAUGCCGUGAACGAGUACAACUACGCGCUCAAGAGCUCGGUCGAACAAGCUAGGCAAGAGCUUAAAGAUGCAAACCUCAUGUACGUCGACACUUACUCCGUGAUCCUAGAGCUUUUCCAAAAGCCCACCGACCACGGUUUGCAACAUGGGACCACGGCAUGUUGUGGAUAUGGAGGCGGGCCAUACAAUUUCAACCCGCAGUUGUUGGUGGUGUUUGCUGUGUUAAUUUCAAUUGUAGCAAUGAGUCCAAUAACUGAAGCAAAAUGUGAUUUUAGAGCAAUUUUCAACUUUGGGGACUCGAAUUCUGACACCGGCGGAUUUUGGUCGGCCUUUCCGGCAGCAAAUCCGCCCAACGGCAUGACUUACUUCAAGAAACCGGCCGGACGAGCAAGCGAUGGCCGGCUCGUGAUCGAUUUUUUAGCUCAAGGUCUAGGGCUACCAUUCUUGAGCCCAUAUUUGCAGUCAAUUGGAUCUGAUUACAGACAUGGUGCGAACUUUGCCACCCUGGCAUCCACCGUGCGCGUGCCCCAAACUUCCUUAUUUGUGACUGGAGUUAGCCCUUUCUCUCUCUCCAUUCAGCUCAAUCAAAUGAAGCAUUUCAAAGCCCAAGUUGACCAAUUUCAUUCUAAUUAUUCAGGAAUAAACAAUCUUCCUUCACCGGACGUGUUCGGAAAAUCCCUCUACACAUUCUACAUCGGCCAAAACGACUUCACCGGAAACCUACCCUACAUCGGCAUAAACGGGGUGAAAAAAUAUCUGCCGGAGGUAGUCACCCUAAUCACAAACACCAUCAAGGAAAUUUACGCGUUAGGUGGACGAACAUUUUUCGUGAUGAAUUUAGCACCUAUCGGGUGCUACCCCGCGUUUUUGGUCGAGCUGACUCACACGGCCUCAGACAUAGACAAAUUCGGGUGCAUGAUUUCUUACAACAAUGCUGUGGUAGAGUACAAUUCCUUGUUGAAAGAAGCUUUGAGAAAGACAAGAGGAGAAAUUGAUGGUGCAAAUGUGAUAUAUGUUGACACACAUUCAGUGUUGCUUGAUCUUUUCCAGCAUCCAUCUUCUCAUGGGUUGAAAUACGGAACAAAAGCGUGCUGCGGGAUAGGUGGCGCGUACAAUUUCAACCCGAAAGUAUUUUGCGGGAACACGAAUCCGGUCAACGGGCAGAAUCUGACCGCCGGCGCUUGUACGGAUCCGUACAACUACGUGAGCUGGGACGGGAUUCAUGCGACGGAGGCGGCCAACAAGGUCGUAGCGCGUGCCAUUCUCAACGGCUCCCACUUUGACCCUCCCUUUGCACUUCGUAGCCUCUGUGAUGUUCAGCCAAUUGGUUGA